Cylindrotheca closterium is the source of this 555-nucleotide messenger RNA. The record is from the annotation of a GenBank genome assembly. NCBI's taxonomy places the organism in Eukaryota, Bacillariophyta, Bacillariophyceae, Bacillariales, Bacillariaceae.
AUGACCAUCGUUGCUACUGAAGAUACACGAAAUGUAGAAUGGAGGAAAAGUAAUGUCGGUCUGAAGCUUCUUGAGAAGAUGGGAUAUAAGGAUGGUGAAGGAAUAGGAAAGAGAAACCAAAAUAACACAGCGUUGCGAGCUUUGAAGCGGAAGGAAGGCCUUGGCCUGGGUGCGAAAAUCCAAAGCGAAGGUGGAAACUCUGAAUCUGCGAAUCAUUUCUCGACAGUCUUGUCGAACUUGCAAGAGCACCAUGAACCCACAACCAAGAAAUCUCGAAAGAAGAGGAAGGGAAUUACUUUGCCACAGAACAAGGUGACUGCUGGCCACGCCUCGAAAAUGCGAGAAGCCAAAUUUGGUGCCAAGAGCGCAGAAGAUAUGGCUUGCAUUUUUGGGAACACAGAUUUUCCAGUUCUCACGGCUCAAACCGAUGUUUCAGAGAAAAAGAAAAAGAGGAAGAGCAAGAAGCGCGAACGUGAUGAAGAUGACGAAAAUCAAAAACAAAAGCGCAAGGACAAGAAGAAGAAGAGAAAGGAAGAAAAGAAGAAGGGGCUUUAG